AUGGGUGAAAUCUCAAAUAACAAGGUUAUCAUUAUUGAAGACAUUGAUGUCUUCGAACAAUUAUUUGACGUCAAAAUUAAGGACUAUCAAAAAUUCAAAAAGUUCUUUACAAAGGAUAUUGAUGAUGUUGCAUUUGAAAUUCCGGCAGAAAUUACAAUUGUUGUCAACAAACGACAAGUCAUCAAGGAUGAGAUUAAACUAAAGGAGCAACUGACAGUGUCAAGUUAUCAGCCAACCAACCCAGUUUCUACCGUGCAACAAAAGUCAAAACUGUCACGCUCUGUUCAGAAUCCAUACCGAAAAGCAAUGCCACAAUUGGAAAAGGAUGUUAAGGAUGUUAAGUCGACACAUUACAACGGAAGACAAAGUCUUAUUCCCCAUAAUGAAGAAAUUUUUGGGUCCCCAAGAAGAGGGAAAGACGAAGGUGGAAUCGAACCUGUCUUACAAUCUGCAUUGAAAUCAGCAAACCUUACAAAAUUGAGAGCUUCACAAGCACCACUGGCUCAUCAAAUUACGAAGACAAUUUUUAAGAUGGCGAAAUGUUUUCAACUGCCUAAGCCAGCCUCUAAGCCAGUUUCUAAAUUGGGAAAGCCUGAACAAUUUGUUGCGCCAACAGACAUACCAGCUAUGAAAGAAGUAAGAAAAGCACAUAUAGCCGCACCUGUUGAAAACCCUACUGAAAACCUUGCUUUGAGAGAAGUAAGAGAAGCAGAUCCAGCAGCACUAACAGACAAGCCAGCUUUGAAAGAAAUGGGAGAAGCAGUUUCGGCUGCACCAAUGGAGAUGGAAAAUGGUGUCGCAAAUGAAAACCCAUGGACUAAGUCUACUUAUUACAGCAAAAGACAUAGUCUUAUUCCUCCGGAUGAAGACAUUUUUGAGUUGUCGAAAAGGGAGAAAGAUAAAGGUGGAAUCAUAUCUGUCCUACAAUCUGCAUUAGGUCUGAUGAAUUUAACAUCAAAAUUACCAUCACCAACACAGAAACGAGCACGAACACAAACACAAACACAAACAGUUACCCCUACACCUCCACCAGUCCCACCGCUAUUAAAUCGUCAUCAAGAAAUAUCCACACCCCGGCAACAGUCUCAAGAGCAACAUCCAAAUAUCGAUCCUUGCACGCACCCAAUUGAAAGCUCUAUAGAAUCUGAAACUAAGUUGUUGACAAACGUGACGGAUAAGAUUACAAAUUUUUUCAAAAUCAAGAAAAAGUCACGCAAUUCAACCAAAGAACAAACGCCAGUGGGUGGAGAACAAGAGGUGACUAAAAAGAAAAACCCAUAUGAAGGAAUGAUUGUCUACCCAAAGUACAAUCCUUACUCAACUAGCAUCACCCUUGUCGGUGAUUAUCGUUUCUAA
Messenger RNA from Lodderomyces margitis, 1356 nucleotides. RefSeq lists its product as uncharacterized. The transcript has a single exon. NCBI's taxonomy places the organism in Eukaryota, Fungi, Ascomycota, Pichiomycetes, Serinales, Debaryomycetaceae. The record is from RefSeq and is a predicted model, not a curated record. Bases 1 to 1356 code for a protein of 451 amino acids.